This is a messenger RNA of Penicillium daleae, 795 nucleotides long. Its product is annotated as polysaccharide lyase family 7 protein. The transcript is spliced from 2 exons. The coding region runs from base 1 to 795 and encodes 264 amino acids. NCBI's taxonomy places the organism in Eukaryota, Fungi, Ascomycota, Eurotiomycetes, Eurotiales, Aspergillaceae. The record is from RefSeq and is a predicted model, not a curated record.
AUGAUAAUAAUACCGUCCACUAGUCGCAGCAUUCGAUUGGUGUAUUUACUAAUUGCCGCCGGUAGUAAUAGCGUGGAUACACAAGAAGUCUGGAGGCUCGGGCUCUUUCUUAACCCUCAAUGCGCUCCUGGUGGAAAUUUCGACUUGUACGCCUGGGAACUCUAUUUGCCUGUUGGGUCGGCGGGUAGCCCAACAACUAUUUUCACAUCAGCCCUUGAAAUUUGCUCUGGAUACAGUAAUCCUGGUUGCUUCUUCACGGAGGCCGGAGAUGGUGCUAUGGUCAUGAAGGUCCCUGGGUCACCUUCUUCCUCUGGAUGCGUGACAACCCCAAACACCAAAUACUGUAGGACAGAGCUUCGAGAGGAGAAUCCGUCUAGCAGGGAUCCAAAAGCCGCAACAAACCGACUGAGCGCUACGGUCUCUGUGCCUAAGCCUGAUAAUAGCAACCAUGGCACAGUCAUUGGCCAGAUCCACAUGGCUUCGAGUGUAUCAAGCUAUCCGGUGGUAAAGCUGUACUACAACUUGAACGGCGACCUCACAAUGGGAGUGCACAAAUCCGGAUUAGGCGGCACUGAAGAUUACACAUCACUUGGAACUAUUUCGGUGGGCCAGAAGUUCAGCUACGAAAUUCAAUAUGGAAAAGUUAGCCUAUCCGUCAGCAUCAACGGUCGCGCUACGGAAGAUGUUAGUUUGGGGAAUUUGGACUCUCCCUGGAGUUAUUUCAAGACCGAAAACCACAACCAAGGAGAUUCUCCUUCAGAAGUCCAUUUCUUCGAAGUUGCUGUGCAGCAUUGA